Messenger RNA from Pyricularia oryzae 70-15, 3839 nucleotides. Its product is annotated as ATP-dependent DNA helicase srs2. Gene Ontology annotation, biological process: recombinational repair. The coding region runs from base 197 to 3193 and encodes 998 amino acids. The record is from RefSeq and is a predicted model, not a curated record. Gene Ontology annotation, cellular component: nucleus. NCBI's taxonomy places the organism in Eukaryota, Fungi, Ascomycota, Sordariomycetes, Magnaporthales, Pyriculariaceae. Gene Ontology annotation, molecular function: ATP binding; hydrolase activity; 3'-5' DNA helicase activity. The transcript is spliced from 2 exons.
GGUCGCCAAACGCGACCCCCGCUCCCCAGGGUUCAGUCGGUUCCAAUCCGACAACAAAGCUGCUGUUUUUUUUUUUUUGCUGCAAUUCGUCAAUUUGCAUUAUAAUUUGUUCUUUGCUCUUCCAAUUACACAAAUUGCUGCUCCAAACCCAGUAGUUGCGCCGUGAGUGCGGCUUCAGCCGCCGGGCCUUGACGCCAUGGCAGACGCGUCAUCAACCAAACAAACCAUCGUGCAGACACUCAACGAUGCCCAACGCCGUGCCGUGAGCUCCGGAGCAACCACAGUUGCAAUUCUUGCGGGCCCGGGGAGCGGGAAGACGCAUACCUUGGCCUCCCGAGUCGUCUGGCAGGUUGAUGUAGUUGGUUAUCGACCUCAGGAUGUUGUGGUGGCUACCUUCACCGUAAAGGCGGCACGCGAGAUGGGGGAGCGCAUCUGUAAGGUCUUGGGCCCGGAAAGGGGACGGAAGGUUGUGCUCGGGACCUUCCACAGCAUAUCGAGGCGCUACCUCGCGGCGUACGGCAAGAAGAUCGGCCUGGACCAGAAGUUUGGCAUUGCAGACGAUUCCGAUUCGCGAGCAAUCAUCACCCGUAUCUGCAAAAGACACCAGCUUGGUAUUGACCCCGCCAUGGCCAGAGGAUGGAUCAGCAAGAAAAAGAGCAGGGCAAACGAUCGUGUGGUGUCGUCGCAGCAAGAGAAAGCAGCCAAGUCCGGAAAGCAACAGCCGAUUCAUUCACGAGAGCUGGCAACUUGCUAUGAAGAGUACCAAGCACAGCUUACACGAUCGAACUUGCUGGACUACGAUGAUCUGCUAGUCAAGGGUGUCGAGCUUUUACGCGCGGCACCAGAGUGUGUUUCAAACGUGCAGGCUGUCUUGAUUGACGAAUAUCAAGACACGAACGGAGUCCAAUAUGACUUGAUGAAGCUGCUAGCACAGCGUCAUGGCCGUAUCACUGUUGUCGGAGACCCAGAUCAAAGUAUCUAUGGGUGGCGCUCGGCCGACACUAGAAAUCUUAGCCGUAUGUUUACCGACUUUCCAACGACAGAUAAGGUCGCACUGGAGGAGAAUUACAGAUCUUCAGAAAGCAUUCUCGCAACUUCUCUCAAGAUCAUUCAACAAGAAGAGAAGCGGUUCGACAAGGUACUAAAAGCUGUGCACACACGAGGAACCAAACCGGUCCUGCGGAAGCUGAGAAAUUCGGCACAGGAGGCCGAAUGGAUCGUCGCUGAGCUUCGCAGGACCAUCCUUCUCUCUGGAGACAUGAUGAAUCACGAUGACGUUGCUAUACUUCUCCGAUCAGCAGCACUCUCUAGGCACAUCGAGAGCGCUUUGGGCAAGGCGGGGAUUCCUUACCGAAUGGUUGGCGGUUUCAAAUUUUACGAACGCGCAGAAAUCAAACUGAUCCUCGAUUACUUGCGUGUUGUCUAUCAACCGGACAACAAUGAUGCGCUGGCCAGAAUCAUCAAUGUUCCGAAACGAGGAGCCGGCGAUGCAACUAUCAAAGCCCUUCUCGAGGAAGCCGAGAAGUCUCAACAGAGUCUGUGGUCUCUGCUUCGAAAGCAUUGUACUGGAGGCAAGCAAGCCAAGACAACACUCAGGAAGCAAGUAGAGCAAAAGAUCUCGGGCGGUCUCAUCAGACUGAUACUGGAUAUCCGCAAGAAGAUGGACGAAUCCACAGCUGAGAAUCCAUAUAGUAUGCUUGAUGUCAUCAGUCAAGUGCUCUCCCGGCUAGAUUUUGAGCAGCAUUUAAAAGACACAUACAACGACGAGUGGGAAGGGAGGUGGGCGAACGUACAGGAGUUCAUCAAUCUGGCUACCGACUUUAUGACGGGAAACGAAGUCGAAGAGGAGCUUCCCGAGAUUGAUGGACUGCAGCAGACACCCGAGCGCGACACCCUGGCCAGAUUCCUCGCCAACGUAUCACUUGCGACAGAUGUGCAAAACAAUGACCCCGGCCAAAACCGGCCGAUGGUUACGGUAUCGACGAUCCAUGCUGCCAAAGGUCUCGAGUGGCCUGUUGUGUUCAUACCAGCGGCAUACAAUGGUAGCAUACCGCAUAUAAGAUCCGAGGAUGGUGACGAGGAACGCCGGCUGUUAUACGUGGCGAUGACACGGGCAAAAGCGCUUCUGUACCUGAGCUAUCCGGUUGUCGGAGGCUAUGGUAACGGUGAGAAGGUCACUCUAUCCUCUUUCCUCUCUGGUGUGGAAGGGCAUUUUGCAGUACAAGGGCCAACUUUCAACUCUGCCGUCCUGGAGGAGCUGGCUCGCAUUCUACGAAGGAAAGCGCCAUCGCAAAAGGACGUGUUUGGCCGGUUGAAGCCAUUCGAAGUGUCCAUGGAGGACGAUAUUUUCCCAAGCGAUCCUGAGCAGGAUUUGGGUAGGUCUGGGAAUAAGACGGGUCUUGGCCGGUCAAGUUCAGGAUCGGGAUUAUCACAAGGACAGCCCCCGACAAAAAGGCAAAGAAUGCAUUCCACGAGCGGAGGGCUGGAGCAACAAGACCAGACAUGGCAUCAAGAAUAUUCGACAACAAUGCAACAGGCAUCCGGGUUCACAGUGUCAUCGCUUCCUGGGUUUGUCACUGCUGGGGCGCAUCACUCUGCAUUCCCCGUCCCUGAUCCACCGUAUAGCAGAGACUCAAAAACAGGGCAGCCAAACCGCGGCACUGGCCAGAGGAGUCUGCUUGGUUUUGUGACCAAUUCCGGGCAACCAAGAACGGGAACAGGAUCACAGAAGCAGAUAUUACAAGCGCCUCAAAACCGUGGUGGUACUCACCAUCCAAGACCUCCACAAUCAGGACGUCAGCAGGGUUGGGGCAACGACCAGAUGGUAGGCAGACCGGCGAUAGCGCCAGAAUUGGCAAACCAUCGUCUGGGGGGCACACGUUCAACAACAUUGCCCCGCCCGGGACCUCCAGCGAAGCGGGAACAUGGAGCCAUUUCGACUAGAAAUCAAUAUGCACACCUUUCCAGCUCUCCAACAAAGGCCCAGCCACAAGAGGAAACCAAUGACCCCACAUCAUCGCCUCCUGCACCGACGCGACCAGUUUCCACCUUUCACAACACGACGUGUACUAUGCCACAAGGCCAAGGAGGCUUUAAGAGGCCCGCUGCGUUGACCAGAGAGGGUAUAGCUCCCAUGGAUAGAUUACGGAAGCCAUUUAAGCCGCUUACUAUCAAUCGUUCAAUGGGAGGCUAGGCUCCACCCCAGCCAAUAAUGUACAAUAAUUGCUUUGUACAAUACACCCUACAGAGCUUGUUUUUUGAAGUCACGACAACUGCCCUCAAGAUACAUUGUAGCUGCGUUGGUACUUGCCGCGGUAAUAUUAAUUUCCCCGGCUGGAUUAUGCGCCCCUGCAUAUUGAAAUGCUCUGUGGUUAUCUCUGAACGGGAUCCAAUUAGAACUUUAGUAAAUCGGUUUUCUUAGCACUGAGAUAAGCUUGGUAAAUCACCCUGCUUUCGGAUAUACACCGACUGACACUCCCCGCAAGACAAGAUUGAUCACGCAUAGUUGCUCUAAAUCCAAGGCAGUAUGUCGUGGUCAUUCAGAGUGGUAUCAAGGCCCGCCAGGCCCACCAAGUCGCAUGCCGUCGCUUAGGAACAUUAUCUGCGAGGUACAGCGGCAUCCACAAUCUGACUACGGGGUGCUACCUAGUAUCUACUGUACUCGCAGUAUGUGUGAGCCACACAAGUCUGGUGAUAAAUAAUCAUGUUGCAUUCUGGAUUGAGAGGCGACAGGGUCAACCACAUACCGUCCGUACCUUGAUAUCUUGAGCACAUGCCUUAUCUUAAUGCCUCAAAUUCUACAUACUAUGUAUUCCCAAAGGAUUCGACUUAAUUAGCUG